GCAACACCGCUCGGCACCGUCGGCUCGCAUUCACGGGCACCUGCCAGUCGAUGCCGACGGCCAGGGUCGACACAGCGUCCCGGGCGGCCUCUGGCGGAUGCGUCCUGCCAAUCUCCAUGGACCUGCGCGCCGCAUCCAUGUCGCCGGAUGUACCAAACAGCCCCGUGCUCGAGGGUGAUGUGUGUGCUGCCACCCCUGGAGAGCCGCCACCGAUUGCCGGCCUCGCGAGGCCGCGGCCGAGAACACCCUUCGCCUCCCAGAUACCUUCAUAGCGCCGGGCACGGCGCUGCUUCCUGCUGCUUCACCCGCCAUCGCCAAAGCUCCUAUGACCGACAGAGACCUCGCCGAAUUUCUUCUGGACCUGCCCGACGACCCGCUUGUGGACCCGCCCGAGCCAGAGCUGAGCUUUUCCAGCACUCACUUGGGUGGCUUUGAGGCCGACGCAGCCGGUUCUCUGAGCCCACCGUCGCUCCAUCAGAACAUCCAUGAGGAUAUUCUCGACUGCAACGAUAGUGGGAGCGACGGUGUUGUGCACUCUGCAACCUCCGACCAAGACAAGCGGUUUGCCAGCCGCACAACCAGUCGCCGCCAGCGAUAUCGCAGCAUCAGCCGCUCAAGUCGGGCUAGCAGUGUCUCGGACAGGUGUCCAAUCUCUCCCAACUCCAUGGAAGUCGACUUUCACCCCCAAGGCGGCCAUGAUGCCCAUGAUUCGAGCCCAUCUCUUGCCACGACCGACGACGCCCCUGGCUGCCUCGUUCCUGCGGUCUCCACAAGGGGCCGGUCCCGCUCCCCUCAGCGCCUCUACAGCUCCGGGGGCUGCCCCGACCACCACACUCCAGCGGCAUCCAAGAGAUCCAGCAGCGACGCCCGGCCUCUCCCGGCAGACUCGGCUGACCAAAACCCCAAGAGCCAGCUGGAUUCGCCCUUGCGAGGAACGGGCGCUGACCCCCUCAAGCCCAAUGCUCCAUCUUCGGCCUUCAGCCACCGCGAACUUCCAAAAAAGGAAUAUCGCAUCUUUGUGAGCAACCUUCUCCCCGAAGUCUCAUGGCGCGAGCUGAAGGACUUCAUGCGCAAGGCCGGAAACGUCCUCUACGCCAAUGUCAUGACGGAGCCGUCAGGCCGCGGAAGGGGCUUUGGAACUGCCGCCUUUGCCACAGUCGAGGAGUGCCAGAGAGCCAUCAAGAUGCUCGACAAAUUGCCGCUGAUGGGUCGCCCAGCCUUUCUUCAUGAGACACCUCAGUAUGUCAGCGAGCCGACCAAGCCCUCCGGCAUCGCUUCUCAAGUGACAGAGCGCCCCAAAACGACCAGUUGCAAUCGAUCCGGUCAGCCCAAUAUCCGAGAUCCCACCCGAUUUGAAGGCCACAACCACGGCGGCGAAAGCAGAGCUUGCCACACCUCCGCAUAUGGCCAUCACAGUGGAUAUAGUCGCAAUGGAUACAACCACCGUGAUCUCCCCAGCUCCAGAAGUCGCUCGCGCAGCGCGAGCCCCACCCGCCAUCGCGGGCGUGACUUUCGGCAAGGCUAUGACAGUAGUGCGCACCUCCACAGGUUGAGCAAUAGUGGCUCCGACAGCGGCUACUGCAGGAGCAUCUCUGACUGGAGCGGCAGAGACGUUUACAGAGGCCCCGAUAUGCCCAAGUGUCGCGGGGUGCACAGCCGUGACACUCGCUUUGAAGUCAGUCCUCGCUACCGCGAUCAUGUCAGCUACAAUGCUGGCAUACGCUCUCCUGGUGCACCCAAUCAGCCGUAUUACCAUCAAAACGCACGAAUAUGCAUCAAAAACUUACCGCUCGAUAUCGUCUGGCAAGAUCUCAAAAACCUGUGCUUGAAAGCGGGCGCCGUAGUUCGCGCCAAAGUCCAGGAAACGAUCGACCACCGCCCUAUCGGGACUGGAACGGUACUCUUUGGCUGUCCAGAGGAUGCAAAAAAGGCUAUUGCCAUGUUCGACGGCCAAGAAUGGCGCGGCCACAAGCUCAAAGUUUGCGAGGCCAGAAGCUCCGGACAAUACCCCAUUCGCGAAGGUGGGUCUAUCGCCAACGUUCCGAGACUACCGCGCGAUCCACUACCUCCCAGCAGCCCACCGGAUCGCUGGGGGGCAACUCGUGCCCAAGACUUCCAGCGCCCGUACGUCUCCUCGCAUGGUCGACCCCGGGAAACUGAAUUUGGUCGACCCGACAACACAAACACGGCUUAUCGCAGUGGAUACGACCGGCCAGAUGCCGGGGCUAGCCGACCCGCCCCUCUUGAAAGUGGAUAUGUCGGACGCCAAAGUAGAGAGCGAUACAGCCAAUGGGAUGCCCAGCGACCCAAUCGCACAUAUUCGUUUUGAAUGACAGCCGCGCAAGCAGUCGCCGAGGACGCUCACAAUCGAAACGGGACACUCGAGAUACCAAAUCCAUGCCAUUCCCCGCCUCUGAACCAUGAAUAUACAUACCCAUGAAU
Messenger RNA from Polychytrium aggregatum, 2442 nucleotides. RefSeq lists its product as uncharacterized. The record is from RefSeq and is a predicted model, not a curated record. Bases 326 to 2329 code for a protein of 667 amino acids. Lineage: Eukaryota; Fungi; Chytridiomycota; Chytridiomycetes; Polychytriales. The transcript is spliced from 8 exons. Gene Ontology annotation, molecular function: mRNA binding. Gene Ontology annotation, cellular component: nucleus; cytoplasm.